AUGUCCGACGAAACACCAGUGACCCCACCCUCGACUGCUUUGUAUCCAAUUCUGGUCACACCGCCAGAAUCGGGUAGUUCUAUCGAGAACCCCAUACUUAUAUCUGAUUCUGAUGGGCCGGAUGCCUCGGAUACGGAGACGCUUUGUGGAUCUGUUCGCCAGCUAUCCGACAAUACGGACGACACAACUCAUAGGCAUCCCAAAUUGCCAAUGGACGGUCCAAAUGGCGGUACUUCUCCGGAGAGCUGUGACACCGGACGAUCUCUCGAAAGUACCCCCUCGGCCUCUGCGGGACCAAUGCCGAUUUGGAUGCUGGAAACCAAAAUCAAGGAGGUUAUCCUGAAGACUGCCACAGAUGCAGAAGGACAAAGGCAAGGGUAUGCCUAUCUAUUCGCUGAUCCGAGCGAUGAGGCGGGAUAUUUCAAACUGGGGAAAUCUGAAACUCCAUUGAAGCGUGGAAAAAUGCACCAAAAUAAAUGCAAGCAUCCCGCCUUCAGAGUGAUCGAUGAGCUGCCCCGAGGGAUGUCAGUUCCUUGGUACGGUCGUUUGGAGUCGCUGGCGCACGCUGAACUCGCCAAUAUGAAGUACUCAUUCGACUGCUCUUGCAGUACGCGCCACCGAGAAUACUUUACUGGAAGAGUGAAGGAGGCCUUAGAGAUCCUGAACUGCUGGUCCGGCUGGCUGCAGCUCAAUCCGUAUGACGAGGACCUCCAACUUUCUUCUUUCUGGAGGGAUAGACUUCGUCUUCUGGGAGGGAAAGCAUUUAGCCACCCCAGGUGCCCUAGCACUGAAUGUCGCUCCGCCAGGGACAUUGGUUCCAGCUCAUGUCAAAAAUGCCUCAGGCUACGCUUGAAAGCAUGGACUGUCGUGACAGAUUUCGAUUAUUUUGAGUACGAAUGUCGCAAGAGGAUUGGCUGGGGGUUUCUCCGUCAAGUCAUGUCCUUGAUGUGGCUGCUCUUCGGGAAUAGUACUUUGACUCUCAUCGACGGCUGCGAGAGAAUGAAACGCCUAACCGCCUUCUUGUGGGCCCCGGUGACUCAUCUGCAUUUGCUUUUGCUGUUAAUGUUCCGGCUCUGGGUCUCGAGCAAUGUUCCUCUCGAAUCCAGUCUGUGCUAUGCCAUACUUUGCGUUUCUGCCUAUUGCAGGAUCGCGAGCGGAUUGAGCUACACUCUAAAAGCCCAAACCAUUCCCCAGUCACCGCGCAAGAAGGCCACUAGAAGAGUUUCGAAUUCGCCAGGAUCCAGGAUCCUUCCUGAAGCAGUCAGUGAAAAAGAGAUGCCAGAUGAACAAGAACCGCCCUCCAAGAAGCGAACGGUCAGCAUUCACGGAGCGCCCGAUAUCUCAAAUUCUCCCCGUGGCCAAAGCGCCCCCGCAUCCCCUGAAAUGUCUGAAAUAUCAAAGCACAACAGCCCCAACCCGUUCUUGACUCCGGACCGAGCAAAAUUGAUAGUUGGUAAAAGCAGCCCGAAAGCCGGCACGAAGCGACGAAAGAGCGAUGUUCGUUGA
Messenger RNA from Aspergillus fischeri NRRL 181, 1506 nucleotides. RefSeq names its product GIY-YIG nuclease family protein. Bases 1 to 1506 code for a protein of 501 amino acids. Lineage: Eukaryota; Fungi; Ascomycota; Eurotiomycetes; Eurotiales; Aspergillaceae. The transcript has 2 exons. The record is from RefSeq and is a predicted model, not a curated record.